Molecule: messenger RNA, 6727 nt
Organism: Tympanuchus pallidicinctus (lesser prairie-chicken)
Lineage: Eukaryota; Metazoa; Chordata; Aves; Galliformes; Phasianidae
Gene: ABCD2
Product: ATP binding cassette subfamily D member 2
Exons: 10
Coding region: 104-2296 (730 amino acids)
Biological process (GO): long-chain fatty acid import into peroxisome; fatty acid beta-oxidation; very long-chain fatty acid catabolic process
Cellular component (GO): peroxisomal membrane
Molecular function (GO): ATP binding; ABC-type transporter activity; long-chain fatty acid transmembrane transporter activity
Source: RefSeq, a predicted model, not a curated record
UCGCGGCGGGAGCCCGGCCCGGCAGUCCGGCGAGGAGCCCGCGGGGCCGGCCUUCCUGCCGGGCAUGAGCCGCCGCCGCUAGGAGCGGCGCUGGGCGGGCGCGAUGACCCACAUGCUGCGCGCGGCGGCCCGCCGGCUGCAAUGGAGCCGCUCCAGCGCCGCGAAGCGCGCUGCCUGCCUGCUGGCCGCGGCGUACGGGCUGAAGGUGCUCUACCCCGUCCUCCGGCGGCGGCUGAGGCGGGCGGGCAGCCGCGCUGAGCCGGGCCGAGGGGCGGCGCAGGGCGGCGGCGGCCGGGGCAGAACCUCGCCGGCGGUCAACGCGGAGUUCUUGAAACAGCUGCUGGAGCUGCGCAGGCUGUUCUUCCCCAAGCUGGUCAGCGCCGAGCUCGGCUUGUUGUGCCUCCACUCCGUCGCGCUGGUUUCCAGGACCUUCCUCUCCAUUUAUGUAGCGGCCCUCGACGGGAAGAUCGUGAAGAGCAUCGUGGAAAAAGAGCCCCGGAGCUUUGUCAUCAAGUUGGUCAAAUGGCUGAUGAUCGCCAUCCCGGCCACUUUCGUCAACAGCACCAUCCGGUACCUGGAGUGCAAGCUGGCCCUCGCCUUCCGCACGCGCCUGGUGAAUCAUGCCUACGAGAUCUACUUCGCCAAUCAGACCUACUACCGAGUGAUCAGCAUGGACGGGCGGCUGGCCAACCCCGACCAGUCCCUCACCGAGGACAUCAUGAUGUUCUCGCAGUCGGUGGCUCACCUCUACUCCAACCUCACCAAGCCCAUCCUGGAUGUCAUGCUCACCUCCUACACCCUGAUCCGCACGGCACGCUCCCGGGGUGCCAACCCCAUCGGGCCCACGUUGCUGGCCGGCCUUGUUGUCUACGCCACGGCCCGCGUGCUCAAAGCCUGCUCGCCCAAGUUUGGCAAGCUGGUGGCCGAGGAGGCGCACAAGAAGGGCUACCUGCGCUUCAUGCACUCGCGCAUCAUCGCCAACGUGGAAGAGAUCGCCUUUUACCGGGGGCACAAGGUGGAAAUGAAACAACUGCAAAAAAGCUACAAGGCUUUGGCAGAUCAAAUGAAUCUCAUUUUAUCCAAACGCUUAUGGUACAUCAUGAUAGAGCAGUUCCUGAUGAAGUACGUCUGGAGUAGCUGUGGCAUGGUCAUGGUCGCUGUGCCCAUCAUCACCGCAACAGGAUUUGCAGAUGGCGAAUUAGAAGAUGGCCAGAAGCAGGCAAUGGUUAGUGAAAGAACAGAAGCUUUCACCACAUCACGAAACCUACUGAUCUCUGGUGCAGAUGCUAUUGAAAGGAUUAUGUCUUCAUACAAAGAGGUUACUGAGUUAGCAGGAUACACAGCCCGUGUCUACAACAUGUUUUCUGUCUUCGAUGAGGUGAAGAGAGGCAUCUACAAGAGAACUGCUGUUAUUCAAGGCACUGAAAACAACAGUAAGAAUGAAGAUAAAAUAGAAUCACAUGUCAAUGGACCCUUAGAAAUCAAGGGAAAAGUUAUUGAUGUUGAAAAUGGAAUAAUUUGUGACAAUGUUCCUAUUAUUACCCCGAAUGGCGAUGUGGUGGUUUCCAGACUAAACUUCAAAGUUGAAGAGGGCAUGAAUCUUUUGAUCACUGGUCCCAAUGGGUGUGGAAAGAGUUCACUUUUCAGAAUUUUAAGCGGUUUGUGGCCUGUGUAUGAAGGAAUCCUCUACAAACCCCCUCCACAGCACAUGUUUUAUAUACCACAAAGACCCUACAUGUCCAUUGGAACACUGCGUGAUCAGGUCAUCUAUCCCGAUUCCGUGGAAGAUAUGCAUGAGAAAGGCUACCAAGAUCAAGAUCUGGAGUGUAUCCUGCAUGUGGUUCAUCUGUACCACAUAGUUCAGAGAGAGGGAGGCUGGGAUGCCAUCAUGGAUUGGAAAGAUGUCUUAUCAGGAGGAGAAAAACAAAGGAUGGGCAUGGCUCGUAUGUUUUAUCAUAAGCCAAAAUAUGCACUGCUGGAUGAAUGCACGAGUGCUGUAAGCAUUGAUGUUGAAGGAAAGAUAUUCCAAGCUGCAAAAGCUGCCGGGAUAUCCCUGCUUUCUAUAACACACAGACCUUCUCUUUGGAAGUAUCACACUCACUUGCUGCAGUUUGAUGGACAAGGAGGCUGGCAUUUUGAACAGCUGAACACGGACGUCCGCUUGUCACUGAGCGAGGAAAAACAGAGACUGGAGUCCCAACUUGCAGGAAUUCCUAAAAUGCAGCACAGACUGAAUGAAUUGUGUAAAAUCUUGGGAGAAGAUUCAGUGCUCAAAACAAUGGACAAAGAAGAAUGAAUAAUUUAUGUUUUAUGUUUUUAGAAGUAUUUUUUUAGUUAAAAGCAUUACAAGUUCAGACAUUAUCCUUUGCAUGCGUUGUGCUAGAGGCUUGGAGCAUAGAGAAAUACAGCCAGCAGAGAAUAAUGCUCAGAAUGCUAUGUAAGACUUCAGCAUUUCAGUGUUAAGGAAGAAAGUGGUUGAACUGUGAAAGGAAAACAAGCAAGGGCACCGAGUAUAAGAUUAGUCGCUGCAGCUUAUGUUAAUUCCUAGUGAAAGCCCAAUUCACUGCAAAGAAGUAGCAACACUUUUAGGUUUUGUAGGUGAGUUUUGGCCUGAGACUCGGCCUGCAGAAUGAGCUCUUGUACCAGGUUACUGUGUGCGUAUGAUAUGCCUGCUACGCAGAGCAAACAUGGCAUGACACUCAGGCAUGGAGCACAGCAGAGGCAGCAUCUGGGUGAGUAUGUGGAUGCAUGCAAAAAUCUCAUUUGGGUAUAAGAAACUUUCAGCCCACGUGAAACAAAACUUUUCUACUACUGAGCAGCGUGCACGUCUUUGUCUGCAUCUCCAUAGGAAGUAAUGCAACAGGCUGAUCAGAAGAUAACUGACUUGACAAACUACUGCCCUUGUGACAAGAGAAACAAGGAUGGAGCUAAAUAUGUAAUAUGCACGUGCUGUACUUUAUGCUGUGAUGCACAACUUCAAAGGCUCUUUGCCCUUGGUGCUAUAUCCGUCCCUCUGGGGAGGUACUUGUCCCCUGUGUAGUAAUCUCUGGUGGGCGGAUGGAGCACUGGGCCUAACAUUAGGAGGCCUUGUUUUUCUUCACUGAGUCAUUCAUCUGCUUCAUGGGCCUGACCCAGCCAGUGUGCACCUCUGAUCUGGUUCCUCCAUUGGUAAAAUCUCAGUGUAGGCACAUGUUUAUUCCGUGAGACCUUUUGUGAUGAGAACUGUAGGAGAGCGUGUCUGUUUCUAACCAUACACUGAAUUCUCAGGCAUGGCUGUCCUGCCAGUUGAAAUGUUCAGUGCUUACAAAGGUUUGUGAAAAUUUAGAGCAUUUUAUAACCACUAAUUGAUGCCUGCCAUGUUUUGUUAGUGGACGAACACUGUGCUCCCUGUGAGCAGAGCAGACAAGAAAAUGCACCAUUGGCAGCCUUGCUCCAGAUGUGCUCUUUGAUUGUGCCAUUGGCUGCCCAGUUCAGUACGAGCCAUGUCCCCAGGCAGUCAGAAGGGGCUUCAAGCUGAUUCCUCUGGAGCUCAGGGUUGGCCUGAGUGCUGCAGGCCAAACUCGGUGAACUAGAAAUAAAGGUGGGAAUGGAUUUUGAGAGAUCCCUGCAAGUACACUGCCAAUCUUGACAAAAUGCUUACUGUGGCCCAUUGGCUUCCUUGGCGGCAGCACAUGUUUGGAUGGGGAGACUGUGCAAGUGUGCACAGACCUUUCCUCCUCCAUUGCUGGAAGCUGUUCAGAAAUGGGCAGCUCAGGAGUAGCUCAGGCAAGAGACUUUGCAGGUCUUUCAUCUGCUGUAGGUAAAUGCCUUAGAGGAGAUGUAGCAAUCCUGAAGUUGUUCGUUCCUUAGAAGAUUUCUUUCUGGCGACUUACUCUGAGAAGGAGCAAUGCAUAAGCUGUUAAGAAGUGCUGAGAGAGGAGAAAUGCACUGGGAUAUUUCCUGAACUGUCUUCAGAACUGAAUGCCAUGGACAGCUUUUCAUAGGAGAGCAGCAUUCACAUCUCAGAGGGAGUUGCUCAGCAUCAGUGCUGGAGAAAAGGCUUUGGAUUGGCAUCUCAUCAUUUCAGAGGUGAUGCCUUUGUCAGUGUCUUUGCUUGAGAGUUCAGCUGUCUGGAGGCUGCCAUUCUGCUGGGUAUGUUUGAACAGUCUGUUAAUACAGACUGUUUACAUUUCCUGGUGACUUCAAGCACAAGAGGAGGGUGUGAUCAGUAGGGAAUUAACUCUGUCUGCCCAACGCCAGCACAGUAACCGUGAGGCUGUCUCCCUUUUUGCUGCAUGCUGGACCAGAACCUGGGAUAACUCAGGUCCUCACCCUGCUCCUCUAGAGUCCAUGGCUUGAAUGCAAUCCUGCAUUGCAUUGGUGGCAACAGUUUGUCCCUCUGGUUAGUUUUUCGCUAUAGAGUCCUCACUGAACUUCUCACUGGAAGAGGAAAGAUCAGUCCUGAGAAUCUGUGAAAGGGAUGAGAAGUGAAGGUUCAAACAAUAAGCUGUUGUGUUGUAGAGUGCAGACUAGAGGUCACUGAUGUGGUGGAUGAUGUGUGCGUGCGUUUUGAUUUGUGAGUGUCUCUGCCUGUCCCUGAAGGCAAGCUUUCCUGCUUCUCAUCUUCAAAAGAAAUCCGUAUCUGCUAAGGAAAGAAAGAAGUCAGCCAAGAAUCUGUUCUGGGUGAACGUAAAUGAGAUGACUGAUGAUUUCAAAGGCUUGUGCAUUUCUGAGCUAUGUUUCUGAACCACUGUGAUGAAUCAGGUGUGCACCAUGUGCGUGCCCUUGUUGCAGCUGCAACGUACUGUCCUGCUGGCAGAAAGCAGCCACAAAACCACUUUUCCACAAGAUUCUCCCAAGGCAGGAGCUGAGGUAGAGGAAGGGGCUCCGUUGCUUUCCGCCUCUCCGUGAUGCACUUUACUGUGUGGCUGGGAGCUAAACCAGGCUCAUCCAGUCCCUGUAUGAGGAGGACACUGAAACAUGUUGAGUGCUUGGCCCAGUUCAGCACAGCUCCCAAGUAUAGAUCCCAUCUUCCAGCAAAGCACUGCAAUGGCACCUGACUUGUUGGGAGCUGUCACUGGUGGGCACAGCGCCCCAAAUCUGCUGUACUGCCCUGCAGAGAUCAAUGCUGGCUCUGUAUUAUGGCCCAACAGAACAGGUCUUCCGUGGGAACUGCUUAGAAGGAGAAAUAUUGUUUGUUUGUUUGUUUUUAAUGAAAUUCUGCAUAGAACAUGCAUCGUGACUGAUGAAAUGUUACUGAAAACUGAAAUUGCACUAGAAUCAGUGUAAUCUUGAAGUCUGAUAUGUAUUUCUUGGAUCCAGUAAUAGAUUGGCUAUUCCUAUUCAGUAACACAGUAACAAAAACCAGCAUCCCAUUCUGCUGUUUGCAUUCUUGCAGGCAUGAAAAGAGCACAAGGGUGCUGAUAGGAGAGGAACCUUCUCUAAAUAGGAGCUGUCUGAGUAAUGCUGAGCCACUUCUAGAAGGAUUUUCUGUACUGGUGAUUCAUACAUCUUAAAAUUGAUUUUGUAGUUUGAAGAGAAGCUGCCCUGCAGAUUUUUUCUGCAAGCUCUCUGGCUUGUUCCAAGUGCUGAUAUAGAUAGGAGUCUCAUGUAGAUAGGAGUUUCAUUUCUGGAGAGCUUUGCCCUUUGUCAAGGACAUGAGCCAACUUACUUUGUGCUGCUUUGGACACAGCCAGAAAAGCAAGCACAGGGUCACACUCUUUCCUGGGGGAGUAGCACAAGGAGAUGCUCUUCUGCAGCCAGCAUACAGGAGCAGCUGCCUGUUAAAGCACUCCCAGAGAGGGCCAGAGCAGGGCAGCAUGCCUCAGUGGAAUCCUUUUCCUUGGUACAAUGAGAGUUAUUCACAAGAGUCCAUUCUUUCUCUGGCUUCCAGGAACUGUGGCUCCCCAGGAAGCCAAACAAGUGUCUUUUUGGCUUACCUUCUCAGCAUUACAUCUUGCUGAGCUGGGCAGAUUCUGCCCUUGAAGUCCUUUCAAGGGCUGAACUUUGCAAAGAGCCAGGCGCACCCAGCCUGCUGCCAGCAGCCUCUCAUGCCCCAGCACUGGGCUUUCUUGGGUCUGUUCCUGGACGAGUGAAGGUGCUAAGCAAAAUUCAUACCAGUCUCAAGCAGGGAUUAACUGUGCAAUAAAAAUGGUAAUUCAAUAAUUUAAUUCCCAGUUAAUUCAGAUAAUAAUGGGAUUUUUUUUCCAGAAUCAAAGUGGGAGAAAACACUUUCUGUGCAUGGGACUUAAGGGUUUUAAUCUAGGAAAAGUUCAUUUUGGGACCACGCUAUUUCUGGUUUUAGAUUUGAAAACUCUUCUUCUACAGGAGCAGAAAAAACUAAGCAUCCUUUAAGUAUUUUUUUUUUAAAACAGUGGGAUCUGUGUUUGAGUGAGGAAUGAAGGACUGGAUAUUCAGUGGGAUAUUUUAGGGAAAAUUGCAAUAAAAAUUAUAUCCUAAAGCAAAUGAACAAACACACCUACAGUCCCCUCCGUAUGUCUGAAUGAUCAUAAUGCAUGUCAAAGCCGAGUUUAUGAGCCUGUGAUCUGAGAUUUCAGUCGUAUACAGAAUGAAAUCACUCUACUGAGCUGUUCAUAAAGCUUCAGAGAACUGAACUGCUAAUCGAAUGUGUCUUUGUUUCAUUUAUGUUUGAUAUUAAUGCCUUUUAAGAGCAGACAAUUUAUAAAGCAAUAAAUCAUGCUUUACAGUUGUAAUUUAUUCCAAUGUCAAAUAAAACAUGUUGCAUUUA